This is a messenger RNA of Monodelphis domestica (gray short-tailed opossum), 4743 nucleotides long. It is a transcript of the gene CIAO3, whose product is annotated as cytosolic iron-sulfur assembly component 3. The record is from RefSeq and is a predicted model, not a curated record. Lineage: Eukaryota; Metazoa; Chordata; Mammalia; Didelphimorphia; Didelphidae.
CCUUUCCACUGAUGGGGAAACUGAGGCCCUGUUGAGCUCUCCCUGGGACGUGGCUCUCCAGACUCCCUAAGCCAGACCUCUUCCUCCCCCGUGGAGGGGUUCGGAGUGGGAAGAACACUAAAUUUAGCUUGGUCGCUAGACCUGGCUUCGAAUCCUGGCCCCUGCCCCUUGCUGCUGCCCACGUGACUUCGGGCAGGUCACAUCCCGAGUCAGGGACUCAUUUACCCCCUCUCUUCAACGCAAAGCUUCUGGUAUCGCGGGUGCUGGCAGAGGCGCCUACGACAAGGUUCUGCCUCCCACUUUCCGGCCCAAGGUCCUCUUCCACCCCGCCCACUGGGGUCACACCCCUUUCUCUGGAGGAAACCUGGAAGCUGCAGAGGUCUUCGGGCCUGGAGCUGGGGGGCGGGCAGGGACGACUAAUCGUGACUCAGCUUUUCGGCCAAACGGGCAGGUGGCUGUUAUUGAGUUACAUAAGUCCCCCGUGGGUGCCCAAAACUUCGUCGCUGGUAGAUCAUUGAAUGGUAGAGCUGGAAGAUACAUUUAAUAAUAAUAAUAAUAAUAGCAGCUUCUAUAUGUACACCACCCUUGAAUGUUUCCCAAGCCUUUUACACAGACCACAAAGCUGGCUCUCUAACUCUAAUCACAAAAUGCCCAUAACAAACAUUAUUUUCCCAAAUGAUGAGGCAAAGCACUUUUGUACAACUUUAUAAGCACAGUUAUAAAUGUGAAUUGUUGUGUGGCCCUGGACACAGUCAUAUCACAGCAACUAGUAUGUAAUAGAACCAGGACUCCAGUCCAAGUCUGGUGCCAACUUCAGAGCCCAUCUUUUUUUUUUAAUCUUAAUUUUAUUGCUGUCUUUUAAUUUUACAUUACUUUCAUUUCCAAAAGUACACUUCCCUAUUUCCUACCCAUUGAACCAUCUGUUUUAUUUUUUUUAAUGGAGAAUAAAAGCAAUUAGAGAAAGUCAAUCAAAACAUUAAUGAUGUCUGACAGUGUAUGUGUUCCUCACCUCUGCACCUUUGGCUUGUUUCCCUGCCUCCCUUUGCAAUGAUGGGGAAACUGAGGUCCUGUUGAGCCCGACCCAGGACCCGGUGCAUCCGACUUCCUAAGCCAGACCUGUAUUUUUCCAAGUGCAAACUUGGUCAUUAUGUUUACACAAUAUUCAGUUUUGAUUUUUUUGUAUUUUCUGUUCCCAUUGUUGUAGUCACUCUAUAGUUCCAUCCUUUGUAUUUAGCUUUCUCAUCAGUACAUAUGCCUUUCCAUUCUUCUGUGAAUACCCCAUUUUCAUAUUUUAAGAAUCAGUAAUAUUUUCUUACAUAUAUAUACCACAUUUUGUUUAACCAUUACCCAGUUAUCAAGCUUCUACUUUGUUUCCAGUUUUCAUCACCACAAAAAGUGCUACUCUGUAUAUAUUUGGGAGCUUCCUUGAUUAAAGCCCUUGUCCCAGGCUCUUGGUGCUGUACUAGUUUGUCUCUGUCCCUAAGAGGUCUUAUCAGAGAGAAGUAACAGGAUGCCUGGAAUUAAUACUGUUCAUCUCGGCUAAGGAAAAUUUCUGACCCUGUUCAGCAGCCCUGGGGACUCUAGGGAGAAGAAACUAAAAAAGGGAAAUUCUUGCACAGUGUAUGGGGAGGGGAGUUGGGGAGAUGGAUGGAGAUCUUCAAAUGCAAAAUAGUUUCCCCUGACCUCCCUCUGAGUAGCAAAUGCAGCAUUUUGUCAUCUUGCAUUUAAUGACCACACCUCCUGUUUGCUGCUAUUAAAAAGGAAGGUCAGGAUCAUUAGAAGGGCUGAUAUAGAGACUUCUGGGCAGACAUUGGCUAGUUCUUAGUAAACUUGUUUCAUGGGCUUCUUUUAUGCUGAUCAGCCGAAUAACCUUGGGUUCCCUCACAAUGUUAGAAAACUGUUCUCAAUGUGAAAACAAGGAUUGCAUAAAGCCUAUGAAAGUUGAAAAGAAACUUGGAAAAGGCACAGCCAAAAUUCAGAUUGAAGAUGAUGGGACUUAUUUCCAAGUGAAUCAAGAUGGAGGCUCUCACAAGCUUGAAAAAGCUAAAAUCUCUCUGAAUGACUGCUUAGCCUGCAGUGGUUGCAUUACCUCAGCUGAAAGUGUCUUAAUCACCCAACAGAGUCAUGAAGAGCUGGACAAAGUUUUGAAUUUUAACAAAUCUGCAGAACCAAACCAACAAAAGCUAGUUGUCAUUUCUGUUUCACCACAGUCAAGAGCAUCAUUAGCAGCAAAAUUUCAACUGACUCUUCUAGAUACCGCCAAGAAAUUAACUGCAUUCUUUAAAAAUAGAGGAGUGCACUAUGUAUUUGACACAACUUUCUCAAGAAAUUUCAGCCUCUUGGAAAGCCAACGAGAAUUUGUACAGCGAUUUCGAAGACGCACAGAAUCCAAACAAGCCUUGCCCAUGUUGGCCUCUGCCUGCCCAGGUUGGAUCUGUUAUGCUGAGAAAACCCAUGGAAGUUUUAUUAUUCCUUACAUUAGUACAGCUAAAUCUCCCCAGCAGGUCAUGGGCAGCCUGAUCAAGGAUCAUUUUGCACAACAACAGCAUUUAACUCCUGACAAGAUCUACCAUGUAACUGUGAUGCCCUGCUAUGACAAAAAGUUAGAAGCAUCAAGAUCAGACUUUUUCAAUCAACAGUACCAAACUAGAGACGUAGACUGUGUAAUUACCACAGGGGAAAUAUUAAGGCUGCUGGAACAAGAAGGAGUCUCUUUGUCAGAUGUGGAUCCAGCCCCUUUGGAUGCUGAGUUUAGCAGUGUUUCUGGAGAAGAGCUCCUUGGCCACCACGGAGGAGGUUCUGGUGGUUAUUUAGAACAUAUAUUUCGACAUGCAGCCCAAGAACUCUUUGGAAUGCAAGUGGAUGAAAUCACCUACAAACCCUUAAAAAACAAAGAUUUCCAAGAAGUGACUCUUGAAAAAGAUGGCACCGUUCUGCUUCACUUUGCAUUGGCAUACGGAUUUAGAAAUAUUCAGAACUUAGUGCAGAAACUCAAAAGAGGAAAGUCUCCGUAUCACUAUGUGGAAGUCAUGGCCUGCCCAUCAGGCUGUUUAAAUGGCGGUGGUCAGAUCAAAGCAGAAGCUAUAUCCAGUAAGGAUCUUCUCCAGCAAGUUGAAAAACUAUAUGAGAUGGUUAAGAUUGUUGUGCCCGAUUCAAGUACAGAAAUUAAGGAAUUAUAUGAACAGUGGCUCAAAGGGGAGGACUCUGAAGAAGCUGGGAAAACAUUACAUACACAGUAUCAUGCUGUAGAGAAGAUGAGCACUGGAUUUAAUAUUAAGUGGUAGAGAGGCUGUGUGUCCAGCAUACAGUUUCUGCUGAAUGAAUAGUAACUGUGAAAAUAAAAGGCUGCUGAAGUUGACUGAGCUUGGCCCCAGCAGAAGAAAUCCUAAUAAAGCCAUCAUUCCCCCUACUUGCUAAGAAGAACAAACUGCCAGGCAUUGCCUCAAUCAAGUAUUGGAGCCAUAUUGAGACAAGAGGGCUGUCAGAUAAAACUAGAAACCAGAUUAAGAGGUGAGUUUCUAGUUGAAUGGGACAGAAGACAUUUAUACAUUACAUUUUAUCUGCCCUGGAGUUUUAGCCAAGGAGAUUCAAUAUUCUAGCUUGUGGUGGUGAACCUAUGGCAUGUGUGCCAGCAAGGACACAUGUCAACACAUGCUGUCACAUGCCAUAGUUCAUUACUAGAAAGCCAGAGGGACUUGGGUGGAGCUCCCCCCUCCACACACCUGAAUCACCCAUCCCUUUGCCCUUUGCACGGCAGCCAAUGGCAACAUUUCUUCCCUCCUGUCUGGGGUAAGGCGGGGAGGGGGAGAUCACAUGCUGUGUAAGGGAACAGCACAGUCUGUAGUGACGGUGAUCCCUGUGGUGGGAUUGGAGAUGAGCUAGGUUGGAGGGGGGCAUAGCUCACAGUAUAGCACAUAGCUGGAGGGGAGCAGAGUGCUCGGGCCACUCUCCUCUCCCUCUCUACACACACACCUCUCAUCACCUGCCCCUCUGCCCAAUGGGAGCACUUCCUCCCUCCCUUGCUGGAGAAGGGGAGGAGGCAGCAUGGCACUCAGUCUCUAAAAGGUUCACCAGCACUGCUCUAGACUCUCCCCAACUCCCAUUCAAUCUAGUCUUCAUAUAAGUGAUUUUGUAAGCACUUCCAUGUAUUAUGUGACUCGUGUGUCUGUCACCAGGAUCUAAGAGACCAAGGGUAGUUUCCUUGAUCUCCUUGGUGUUUGUCUCUUUAUUUUUGCACAACUGUUCUGAGAUUUUCCAAUAAUUCAAUGGUGCUAGCAUCAUUUUAAAAAAAUAAUUACUGAUUGACCCCAAAUAUUAAUGUAAAUCAAAAUGUGAAUCAUAAGUCAUUUCCUGAUGUCUGAAGCAGGAGAAAUGAAAGUACCAGAAACAACUGAAGUAGUCUUGACAAGAAUCUAUCCCUAAUUCCUGGUGUCAUCAGUCAUGUUAUAGAAUAUUGGAUUAAAGUAAUUCUGUUGGUCAAAUGAUAAAACUGAAAACCACCUGGUAUGAGAACAAAUGGUAUAUUCAGGUACUUAGGUUCAACAUGUCAAGCAUCUAACCAACUCAGAUGCCUUAAGAAGUCAUCUGUAUGCUGCUGUCUCAGGUAAAACAUAGUAUUAUUUUUUACAAUCUACAGUGACUUCUAGUCAUAAGAAUCUUUUUUUCCUUAUAUGUAAUUAUGUUCUAAAACCUGCAUAUUGAUUUAAUGAACAACAUUAAAAAUCAGCCCCCAGCUUUUUUCCA